CACGCACGCACGAGGUACGCGCACGUGAAGGGCAGGCGCACCGUCGACAACACUAGCGCCCCCAGCAACCAGUCUUCGACAAUCACGCGGACCGUCUGGACGCACGGCACGCACGCACGUGAAGGUUUCAAAUCGGUUUUACGUAUUUUCAAAAGCAAAAGUCCGGAUCAUUCGUCAAGUAUGCUGCUAACACGUAGUUCUGUGAAAGUGGCCGUCUACUAGGGCGCGUUCGGUUCGAAUGUUUUGAGAAAAACGGAGAGCAAUCAAGGCAGCAGCAGCAGCAGCAAGAUGCGUCUAUCUGCUCGUAUCAAAUGUUUCAAGUAUCUGGUGUACACCUAUGUGAUUCUCAUAUCGAUAUGCGGUAGCGCCCAGCUGGUUAUCGGAGCAUUUCUGCUCUGGAACCAUCGACAGUACUCGCAGAUCGUGAAGAACCAGUUCUGGGAACCGUACGCCGUGCUGAUCGGGCUCGGAAUCAUCUCACAGCUGCUCUGCUACUUUGGCUGGACGUCGACUAGCCGGAAGCACCGAUGUUACCUAGGAACGUUCUGUGCGUUCCAGGUGCUGCUCAUUGUGAUCUUAUUCUUAGUUAGUGGCUGGUCGGUGGCCACCAAAGUACACCUGAUCGUACCGGCCGAGUUGGCGAUCGAGGCCAGCCAUGCCGAGUUUGUGGCUCAUCAGGCGCCACCCGAUCCGACCCACAUCUGGAAUCGAUUGCAGCGUGAUUUCCAUUGCUGCGGAUCCAACAGUUUGCAUGACUACAAGAACUCUUUCCCGCGGUCCUGUUACGAUCCAGUUAACAGGGAACUCCACAGUGCCGGCUGUAUGCACGUGUACGUGCGUAGCAUGGAGAUGAACAUGGUUCGAGUCGCUGUCGUCGCGAUCUGUUCCGCCCUCAUACAGAGUUUGGGCAUAUUUUGCGUCAUCCAGCUAACGUUACUGCUACGACGACCAAUCAUCAUGCUGCCGAACGGUGAUAACCAGUCGAUACGAGUGAAGCGUACCCGCGAGCAGCUGACACCACUUUCACCGGCCACCAUCUCCCGCCCGUCGCAACACAGCGGUAGCAGUAGUAGCGGCAGUACAAAGCCUCCCAUUCCGCUAAAACCCGUCGUACCACGGGUAGAUCCACCGGUCAUUAAGCCGACUCAUUGAACCAUGGCUCCCCGUUUGGAGUCGACGGGUUCAACUCUCAGCAGCAGCAGCAGCAGCAGCAGCAGCAGCAUGGCCCCAAUGUGCCAAUAAGAUUAGUUCUUUUAUCACAGAACCUCGUACAGUGCAGACCAGUGGACGCAACCUGUUGCGGUCACUGGCAGAUUGAAGUUUUUUUUAGAAUUAUCGAAAGCGAAAUGGGAUGGGGAACAAGAGCAGGCAAUGUUGGCAUUUUUCAUUUUUAAUCAUUCGCAUACUUCCUCUUAGGUCGUUAGAGUAAUUCCGUCGUAUAGUAUGUACUUAAGUGAAGCUGUGCUCCUCCGAGGCUGACAAAGAAGAAGCGUUGCGGGGCCAUAGUUUCGACAGCACAGUUUUGAUGAUCGAAUAUAAAAUAUAUAAUUAGUUGUAAAACAGUA
Molecule: messenger RNA, 1565 nt
Organism: Anopheles darlingi
Lineage: Eukaryota; Metazoa; Arthropoda; Insecta; Diptera; Culicidae
Gene: TM4SF
Product: tetraspanin-1
Exons: 5
Coding region: 289-1152 (287 amino acids)
Biological process (GO): protein localization to plasma membrane; protein maturation
Cellular component (GO): membrane
Source: RefSeq, a predicted model, not a curated record